GGGGUCUUGCUGGUAUUCUGCGAUGUAUUUGACAGGAAGAAGUAGCGACUGAAAAAACAAGGAGCUCAUUUCGGGAGGUUAACUUGACAUAAAAUAACACCUGUAAUGUAACGCCGUUGAAUCACAAGUUGAGGAAGGAUAUGCCUUAAUGUAUUUCAUACCUGAGGCCAGCAUUAGGGAGACUUCUCGUCCGUACGUCAUCCAGAUGAGGCAUGCUGGAAGCAUGCAGCCCAUGCGUAGAAGAGAUGCUGGAGUCUGGCACCAAACAAGAAGUCUUCUCUACAAGAAUCUGCUUAUCAAAUGGAGGACCAAACAACAGAGUCUUCAGGAAUUGAUCUUACCUCUGCUACUGUUGGGUCUCCUGAUACUCAUCAGUACCCUCAAUCCUCAUGUUUACUAUGGAGGCAUCAGCACUAUGGAGCUGGAGCGGGAUGAACACUUCUUCAAGGGCCUGGGCUACACACCAAUCACUAACAUCACCAACCACAUCAUGGAAGAGGUGGCCCAGGAGAUGCACAUGCAGGAUCGUUUGGAGAUGUUUGCCAGUGAAGAGGACCUGGAGAACGCCAGCCUGUAUGAGCCUUCCAGCUAUGUGGGUGUUGUCUUCAUGGACAGCUCUGCCACAUCAUACAGACUACGCUUCCCAUACAACCAGCUGCCCCUGCCCAGCGAUUACACAGAAUCUAUUGCCAACUGUUUUACCAGCUCCGUGAACUGCAGAGCAGCUAAUUACUGGUACUCUGGUUUCAUUCGUCUCCAGUCUCUGAUCGAUGCAGCCAUCAUCCAGAUGCAGACGAAGCGCUCAGUUUGGAGUGAGAUGGACCUUAAGGUUGUAAUGAUGGGUCAGCCAGGUUCUGUGGAGGUGCAGAAAUUCCCCCACGCCCUCAUCUCCAUAUACCUGGUCCUGGCCUUUACACCCUUCGUCACCUUCCUCAUUGUCAAUGUGGCAGCUGAGAAGGAACACCGUCUGAAAGACACCAUGACCAUGAUGGGACUCUAUGACACUGCCUUCUGGCUGUCAUGGGGCCUUCUGUAUGCUGCUCUGGUGACCACAAUGUCCAUCCUGAUGUCCAUCAUUGCUACGUACACGGCGCUGUUCCCUAACAGUGACUUCUUUGUCAUUUUCUUCCUCAUCUUCCUCUAUGGAAUAUCAUCUAUCUUUUUCUCCUUCAUGCUGACUCCGUUAUUUAAGAAGCCCAAGUUUGCCAGCACAGUGGGCUCCAUGUUGACAGUGGUGUUUGGCUGCCUGUCGCUUUUCACCGUGCUGAUGAAAGACUUCCCACAACCGUUGGUCUGGGUCCUCUGCCUGCUCUCUCCCAGCGCCUUCUCAAUUGGGAUUGCACAGGUGGUUUACCUGGAGGCUCAGGGAGAUGGAGCUGUGUUUUCUUCCUUGGCCAACGGCCCUCAUCCUCUUUACGUGCCCCUGAUCAUGCUGGUUCUGGACUGCAUCCUUUACCUUUUGUUGGCUGUUUACCUGGACCAAGUACUGCCUGGUGAGUUUGGAAUGAGGAGGUCCUUGGUGUACUUUCUUAAACCAUCCUAUUGGUCCAAACGCACAAAGCACUACGUUGAAGUGAGCUCAGUAUAUGACACAGAGGUGAACGGCACUCCUGGUGGGGACGAGUCCGUCGAGCCUGUUUCACCUGAGUUCAGAGGGAAAGAAGCCAUUCGAUCAAUCAACAUCCGGAAAGUGUAUAAAGAGAAGGACAACAUGGUGGAGGCUCUGAGAGGUUUAACAUUUGACAUUUAUGAAGGCCAGAUAACGGCUCUGCUGGGACACAGCGGGGCUGGAAAGUCCACUCUCAUGAACAUCCUUUGUGGCAUCUGUCCACCCACCAAUGGCUCAGCCACCAUCUAUGGCUCCCCUGUAGCUGAGAUUGCAGAUGGGUCAGAGAUGAAGCAGCUGGUGGGAAUCUGUCCUCAGUUCAACAUCAUCUUUGAUGUGCUGACUGUGGAGGAGCACCUGAAGAUAUUUGCAGCCAUCAAAGGGAUCCCACCAGCAGACAUUGACGCAGAGGUUACCAAAGUGCUGAAGGAUCUGGACUUGGAAAAGAUUAUGACUGCUCAGGCCAAGAAUCUGAGUGGAGGCCAAAAGAGGAAGCUGUCUGUGGGCAUUGCCAUUCUAGGAGAUCCCAAGAUCCUGCUCUUGGACGAGCCCACAGCAGGCAUGGACCCAUGCUCCAGGCACCAGGUCUGGUCGCUGCUGAAGAGCCGCAGAGCUGGUAGAGUCACUGUCCUCAGCACACACUACAUGGAUGAGGCUGACAUUCUCGCUGAUCGCAAAGCUGUGAUCUCUCAAGGACAACUGAAAUGUGUUGGCUCUUCACUGUAUCUCAAGAUCAAGUGCGGUGUUGGAUAUCAUCUCAGAAUGUCUACUAAUGAGCAAUGUGAAGCUGAAAAGAUCACAUCAUUGGUCAAGCAGCACGUUCCCAAGGCAAAGUUGUCUCGGCAACACGAAGCAGAGUUGACUUUCACUCUGCCUUUUGAGAGCAUGGACACAUUUGCAGGCUUGUUCUCGGAGCUUGACUGUCAACCUAAUCUAGGAAUUAUCAACUAUGGGGUUUCCAUGACAACACUGGAAGAUGUUUUUCUACGUUUGGAGGCGGAGGCUGAAGUGGACCAAGCAGACUACAGCGUGUUUAAUCGGGAGCAGCCAGAGGAUGAAUGUGACAAUGCCUCUCUGGAUGAUACAGACCAGCGGCUGCUCACGUUCUCAGACAACAAGUCCGAUGUUGUGUCAGGUCAUGCUCUGUGGCGACAGCAGUUCAGCACUGUGGCUUGGCUGCACAUGCUCAACAUGCGCAGAGAGAGGAAGGCCUUUGUUUACACCCUGGCUUUGUUCCUGGUGUUUGUUGCUGCAGUGCUCGUCCUGUCACUGGCCACUGGGAACAUCCAGAUUCACUCACCUGACCGUCAGUUUCUGCCCAUUUACCUCCUCAAAAGGAACCAGGCACCCCGGAGAUACACCACUAGCCUUCUGGUUCAGAACUCCUCAGGCUCUGAUAUUUCUGACUUUAUCCACAACCUGGAGUCUCAGGACAUCAAAGUGGAGAUGAUGAAACACAGUGACUACAUGGCCGCCGCUCCCCACAGUGCCGCCAUCAACGUAACUGGAUCCAGCAAGGGUUUCAGAUACAGUGUUGCAUUCAACAGCACCACAGUCCACUCUUUGCCUAUGGCUGUCAAUGUACUGAGUAACGCUCUUCUAAGAGGCCUAAAUGGUACUGGACAUAUCCGAACCUGGACCAAACCAUUUGAUUAUCAAAUCCCAGAUGCUACAUCCUAUGCCCUGGUGUACAUAGAGGCCAUCAUACUGGGAAUGCUAGCAGCUGGAAUGCCUGCAUAUUUCGCAAUGGACCACACACGAGACAGAGAGAUCAAGUGUCGCUCUACACUGCGAAUCUCUGGUCUGGUACCAUCGGCCUACUGGUGUGGCCAGGCAGCGGUGGACAUCCCCUUCUACUACCUCAUCCUGUCCUGUAUGACCAUCAUCCUCUUCUCCUUCCACACUGGAAACCUGCUCACCUCCAGCAACCUUACCUCUGUGGUUUUAUGUACUGUUGGCUUCGGUCCAGCUAUGAUCCUCUUCACCUAUGUGUUUUCCUUUGGCUUUGCCCGAGUCCAGAGCAACAGGGAUUUCUUCUCUGUCAUCUCCAUGAUGGUGUGUGUGGUAUCGGCCUCGCUGGUUCAGCUGUCAUUUGUGAAUGACAACCCUGGACUGACCAGAAACCUACACAACCUCUUGUGUUUCUUCAACCCUCUGUACCCUCUUAUGGGCUGCCUCAACUGUAUCACCAAGGCGACCUUCCUCCCCUCUCACUAUGAGGAGAAUUUCUUGUGGAAGAACCUGCUUAUUGCAGUUGUAGCUCCCUAUCUCCAGUGCAUCCUGCUGCUUUUCCUGCUUCGUUGGCUGGAGAUCCAUUACGGAGGGAGGACAAUGAAAAAUGAUCAGUUCUGCAGGAUCUCAUCCAAGUCAAAGCCCAAAGUUGAGAAGAACCCAGAAGAAGGGUUGAACGAGGAUGAGGAUGUACAGAUGGAGAAGGCCAGGGUGAAAGAGGCUCUCACCUGCCAGUCUUGUGAGGAGAAACCAGUCGUGGUGGUGAGUAACCUGAGGAAGCAGUACAAGGGCAGAAGAGAAGGAUUUUCUCUCAACAAGAGGAGGAAAGUGGCCACGAAGAACAUCUCUUUUUGUGUACGCAAAGGUGAGGUUCUUGGACUGUUGGGCCCCAAUGGAGCAGGAAAGAGCACCGUCAUGCAUAUGCUGUCAGGUGAUACUGAUCCCACUGCAGGCCAGGUGCUAAUGGGGGACUACAGUACAGAGUUUAAUCCUGUGGACAACCCCCUGGAGCAUGUGGGUUAUUGUCCACAGGUGAACCCUCUGUGGCCCAGGAUCACUCUGCAGGAGCACCUGGAGAUCUACGCAGCCAUAAAGGGGCUGAGAGGACACGAAGUACCAGGGAUCAUAAAACGAGUGGUGAAUGCUCUGGAGCUGAAGGACCACUUAAACAAGCAGGCCAAGAGCCUGUCAGCAGGACUCAAGAGGAAGUUGUGCUUUGCCUUGAGUAUGAUCGGGAAUCCUCAGAUCGUCUUGCUGGAUGAGCCAUCUUCAGGGAUGGACCCUAAGUCUAAGCAGCGCAUGUGGAGAGCUAUACGGGCUGCUUUCAAGAAUCGUCAGCGGGGAGCCAUCCUCACCACACACUACAUGGAGGAGGCCGAGGCCGUCUGUGACCGCGUAGCUAUCAUGGUUUCUGGCCAGCUGAGGUGUAUUGGCUCUAUCCAACAUUUAAAAGGGAAAUACGGCCGAGGUUACAGUUUGGAGGUGAAACUCAGAGAGGAGCUGACGGGGCUUCAGCAGGUGGCGCUGUUACACAAAGAGAUCCUUCGAAUCUUCCCUCAUGCUGCCCGACAGGAGAGCUUUGCUACUCUGAUGGUUUACAAGAUCCCUAUGGAGGAUGUCAAAUCACUGGCCAAGUCUUUCGCACAGUUAGAGAGCGCCAAGCAAAUCUUCAACUUUGAAGAGUACAACUUCUCCCAGUCGACCUUAGAGCAGGUGUUCAUGGAGUUUGCCAAGGAGCAGGAGAACGAGGAGGAUGAGGUGGGCUCCCUCAGCACGACUUUCCAGUGGCAGCGGCUGCGCCAGGACGGCUCUGUUUCGGUCAACAACACAGACAGCAUCGUGCACCAGCUUUGAACUCCACCUCAGAGGGAGCAGGCUGGUGACUGACCAGGACUGACCAAUCCCAACCUGCCAGGCUUCAGUGCCUGAGAGCUCACGCCAGCACUUUGCCCCGCUCCACGCAAAACCGACGCCCACCGCCCUUAAAUGACGGGGACAGACCCGGGUGGGGGCUCACAUACACUGGGACUGACUGUGUGUGUAUUUGGGCUCGGGGCUGUUACGGCUCCUUUCUGUGGGUCUGAGGAGUGCAUGUGUGUAACCCUCGUCCACUGGUGCUCCGUGUUUUCUGAAUCGCACUGACCGAGGGGCCUGCAGUUUUUCUCGACACGCUGAUGCGACACCUACUCCUCUUUCUAAUGGUGUUUUUUAUCUUCACAGGGAGUGAGUAAAUGGAAAAAUAUAUAUAAUAUAUAAUAUUUAUGCUUUGUAAUCCUUUCCAUCCGUUCUCCUCUGUGGGAGGCAUUACAGUAAGUGUGUUUGCUCGUCUCUUCAGAUGUUUUUGUCUGUUGUUUGUGAAACUGUUUUUAAGCACUACCAGAAAUGGGAUCCAUCCACAACUGUACCAAAGCAGCACAUCUCUGAACCACACACUACCACACCUCCUCACACAUUGACACUGAGAAGUACUUUUGUUUUUUGGUGUCAGUAGCAUGUGCAUAAAUAGUUUGCAUAAUAGUUCUAUUGUUGAUUGUUGUGGGGCAGUGGAUUAAAUGCCUCUUUGCUAACUCACUGGAGAAGAGAUGUUACAGUUCUCCACAGAGUCUUUAGACCUUUACAAAGCCCCCUAAUUAACAAACAAGUAUUUUUUUUUUGGAGGUUGAAGAACAGAGUCCUUUCUCCUCAUUUUACACCACCAUGCAUGUCUUAACGUCCAGACCCACACUGAAACUCUACGUUCUCCAGGACUGAGUGUUUGUGCAUGCACACUCAAGUGGAGGUUGAUUACUUUUGAAAUGUGGCAGAUGGAUGUUGGGAUGAGGAUGGAUUUGGAUAGAUGAUUUUUGCCCCCGUGGCCUUCCUCUCUACAGGUUUAGCUUUGAACUAGCGCCCAUAGCUUGGGAAUGUAGUGUAGAAUAUGCACGCCAGUACAUGUAGCACACUGCCCUCGUCAGACGUUAACCAGGGCCAGCAACCUCAGACGUGGAGAGGUGAAGCUUGAGGUUGGGUUCAGAUCCAGAUGGGGCUUGUUGAAACGUUCUGCAUCUCUCAGCCAGGUUUUAUGACGACUUUUGAUAACAGAUUUUGAAUGUAUGUUUGGCUUCCAGUGAGAGGAGGGUUCGUAACUCUGCAGCGACGCUCUGUGGAGCUCCUGUCAUCAAUCUGUUUCACUUUGGUGCCACUUUUAAUCACGCAACUGUGUUUUAUCAACUAUCUAGCCUGUUUGGUGUGUGUGCGCGUGCGUAUGUGUGUGUUUACUGUGUUGUAUAUACUGUGUGUAGCUGCAGCUAUUUCUGCAUAAUCUCGUAUUUGUACACGCAGGUGCGUUGUUGGUGCAAUACCUAUCAGCAAACCGUUAAAUUGUAAUUUUUUUCAUGACAUUCAGGUGAGAGGAUGAUUUGGUUAAAGGGAAUUUAGGACACUUUGUUGAAAAGACGAGUUAUAAUGUGAUUUGUUGGAUGAUAUUUGUCUACCACUGCUGAGUGAAGGGGGUGGGCAAAAGGACAAGAACAGCUGACAAGCUAACAUGUCCCAGUGCAGCAACUACACAAACUCUGGCCUCAGAAGUCCACAAAAACUCAACACUGGAAGUGUUUGUUGCGGUUGGAUUUUAAUUUAGCUGUCAGGUGUGUGGCCCACCUCUGUAGGAUCAUUGGAGUUUUCCUUGAGGUUUAUCUACUUGUGAUAAAGCGGUUGUGGAGCAGAGGCUAAGUUUAUUUUAAAGACGGUCUAAAGUUUUUGAUAUUAAUAUUUGAAUAAAAUAUCCAGCAUGAGUUUAUUUUCCCUCCCAAACUCAUGUGUCUGCCUAUGAGAUUCAUGGCACAGAUAUUUUGUCGCGGUGGUAUUCCAUUCUUACACAGGGUGCGGUAGCUUCCAUUUUUCUGUAAGGGUUUUAUUUAGUUGUUUUUACCUGCUAUGCCAUCAUCCACUGAAGUUAACUAAGAGCUGAUUUACAAAGUAUCAGAAUUGUGUUUUGAAAGAUUUGUUAGGUGUUUGAAAAAAAUGAGUCUGACGCAGAUCUUCUUUCCAAACAUGCACUACAGACUACAUCACAUACACAUCAGAUAGACUUAUGCUUGAGGUUCUGUCCAUGCCUUGUUGGGCAAAUUAUGUCUUUUUAAAUGUGAAAACUUAAUUUAAAUCCUGUCGACAUUUUUUGCACUCAUGUAGCCUUGUUCCCUCCAAUAGGGGACAAAUGAAGACACUGGCUUUGCAUCAUGUUCGAUGUGUCUGGCGAGGAUGGAUGGGUCUUUGUGAUGUCAUUUAUACACUAGGUAUAUUUUAUGUUUGUUUUCUCAAGUGCAGUGAAGGAUUUGUCCUCACAGAAGCACACGUUCUGUAAAUUUUGCCGUUCCCCAACAUCCAUGUGCAUUCUGUGGGUCUGUCAGCUUCAGUAACGUGUAGCCAUCCAAAAAUCAUUGGCCUUUUGCACUUCUCUUCCCCCUGCUUCCAGAACAAAAAGCAUCACAUCCAGUUAGAAUUAUUUCACGAGAAGAAAACCAAAACAUACUUUGGCUCUGUGGAAAGCGGAGCAUUUAGGCGAUUGGCUUUGAAAGUGGAGCGGGUUUCAUUAUAUUUUCCUGGUGGUGGUAAAAUUGCACUAUUUCUGGGAAAUUUUAUAACCUUUCUUUAUAUUAUGCAAUCUUUGUAAGAUUAUCUGUGCACUGGUUUUAUUUUUUAAAGACUGUGGUUUAGCUGUGUGCUGUAUUUUCCUCCUGCAUCACCCCCAUGUCUGGAUGGACACUUGUCAUUAAUGAACUCUGCGGUCUCUACAUGACCUUUUCAUGAAUAAAUGUUAAUCCAAA
Lates calcarifer (barramundi perch) is the source of this 8142-nucleotide messenger RNA. RefSeq names its product ATP-binding cassette, sub-family A (ABC1), member 5 (gene abca5). Gene Ontology annotation, biological process: transmembrane transport; lipid transport. NCBI's taxonomy places the organism in Eukaryota, Metazoa, Chordata, Actinopteri, Centropomidae. The record is from RefSeq and is a predicted model, not a curated record. Gene Ontology annotation, cellular component: intracellular membrane-bounded organelle; membrane. Gene Ontology annotation, molecular function: ATP binding; lipid carrier activity; ATP hydrolysis activity.